This is a messenger RNA of Triticum turgidum subsp. durum (durum wheat), 1812 nucleotides long. The record is from the annotation of a GenBank genome assembly. NCBI's taxonomy places the organism in Eukaryota, Viridiplantae, Streptophyta, Magnoliopsida, Poales, Poaceae.
AUGGCCUCCCCCGGUGAGGAAAAAAUGAAGGGUUGUCGCCCUAAACUUUUCGGUGCCAAGGAGAAGAAAUCUGCAAAGAGGACCGACAGUCCAGGCUGCAAUGCAGCACAUGAGCUUGGACCAAGUCCUUCUAAGACAGUAUCAGCUUCCCCCUUGAGAACACUUUCAGGAGUUAAGAGCAUACGUCUCAGCCAUUUCCUGGCCCAACCUUCUUCUAUUAAUAGAACAACUGAGCCCGUCAGGUACAACAAUGGAAGUUUCAUAUUCUGUCAUUUUCCCAUCCUUUUUUGCCAACAUACUAGAUUCUCCACUCUACUUUCAUUGAACAGAAUUUUUGUCUCUACCUGGAACGUCGGUGGGAAAGCACCUACUGCUGAACUGAACAUGGAUGAUUUUGUUCCACCUGAUGAUCGUUCAGAUAUUUAUGUGUUGGGUUUUCAGGAAAUUGUUCCUCUCAAUGCUGGUAAUGUGCUUGUGAUAGAAGACAAUGAACCAGCUGCAAGGUGGCUUGUUCUUAUAAACCAAGCACUAAACCGGCCAGCUGAUAAUGAUACCAAUGUCUUUCAGCAUCCGACAUCUCCAUCUGUUGAUUCUACUUCAUCUCGAGCUUCUUCAAGCCUUGACACUUCAUUCUCUGAAUUAACAAAAACAGCAAGUGGUUCCACAAUCUUCCAGAAAUCUUCCCUCAAAGCCAUUAGAAAACCUUUCAUGCCAAUGCAGAGAAAACGGCUUAAGGCCUGCAACUGCCCAGCAGAAAUGAUCAAAUCAUCGUACAGGGAUGCUUGCUUUCGGCGCCCGAAAAAACAUGCUGGCGAGACUGAUUCCUCAGGAGAGGAAGAGAAAGAGAACACGAGGGAUUCUUGCGGCUCUGUGCUAAGUGAAGUAACUUCCGCUCCCACCGCAAGGGAUCAGCUAAAAUAUAACCUCAUAGUAUGCAAACAAAUGGUUGGAAUUUUUGUCACUGUGUGGGUAAAGAAAGAACUAGUGCAACACAUCGGCCAUCUAAGAACGUCUUGCAUAGGGCGAGGAAUUCUGGGCUGUCUUGGAAACAAGGGAUGUAUAUCAGUAAGCAUGACAGUGCACCAGACAAGCUUUUGUUUCAUCUGCAGCCAUUUGGCUUCAGGUCAGAAAGAAGGGGACGAAUUCAGAAGAAACUCUGAUGUUCUAGAGAUAAUGCGGCUCACACUGUUUUCGAGGCUUUGCAGGAGAAUUGGGCGAAGAAUUCCUGAGAAAAUUCUUGAGCAUGAUAAGGUGAUAUGGUUUGGGGAUUUGAACUACCGUAUUGCACUGAGCUAUGAAGAUACAAAAAGGCUUUUGACGGAAAAUAAUUGGGAUGCCCUUUUCGAAAAGGAUCAGCUAAAAAUUGAACGAGAUGCCGGACGAGUGUUCAGGGGAUGGAAUGAGGGGAAGAUAUAUUUUGCUCCCACAUACAAGUACUCCUCUAACUCGGAUGCAUAUGCUGGUGAGACUGCAACAUCAAACAAAAAGAGGAGAACGCCAGCAUGGUGUGAUAGAAUAUUGUGGCAAGGUGACGGCACUUCACAGUUGUCCUACUACCGUGGAGAGUCCCGAUUUUCAGAUCAUCGUCCUGUCUGUGGAACCUUCAUUGUCGAAGUUGAGGCACUAAACAGAAAGACAAAGAGGCGCUCAUCUAAUGCUGACAUGAAAAUCGGUGCUGAAGAGCUUUUACCAACGGACAAGAAUAAGGGUAAAGGUACUGCACUUCUUCACACACAGUGGUCAUUUUCUAAUCUUUCAUAUCCCAAAUUUUGGCCUAGAACAGGUGUGUAUGUCAAGGCCAAUACAAAGUGA